Messenger RNA from Cherax quadricarinatus, 1699 nucleotides. The record is from RefSeq and is a predicted model, not a curated record. Lineage: Eukaryota; Metazoa; Arthropoda; Malacostraca; Decapoda; Parastacidae.
AUGUGUAAAGCUGCCUCUGUGCCAUCAACAUCAAGUGGAUCAACUCGGUGUCGUGAACAAUGUACCAAGAUAUACAUGCCAGUCUGUGCCAGUAACGGCAGGACCUAUAACAACAAGUGUAUCCUGGAGGCUGAAAGCUGCAAGGACCGCACAGCAGGAGGAACAGGAUUCUGCCCCAAAAAAUUUCAUGUUUGUGUCCACGCAGCGGUGUCGUCGAGUUUGCCCACCAUCAUCUCAGGCACAAAACCUUCCCUGCCCACCUUGGGUCAACCAGCCAUCAUCGUUUCCGCAGUUUCCUGCCUCGACACCUGUACGCCAGGUUUCCGGCCAGUGUGUGGCUCAGAUGGAGUCGUUUAUGGUUCAGAUUGCAGGUUGAACCUGGCCAGGUGCAGGACCAACAACCCUACCUUGGUCAAGAGAAGUGAUGGAGUCUGUACCAAAGACUGCAGCAUCGCGUGUUACAAAGACAGAGAACCAGUGUGUGGAACUAACAAUGUCACAUACCAGAACGACUGCUUCUUGGCUGUGGCACGUUGUAAAGACAGCUCUGUAGGGAGACUUGCCAGCGGCGUCUGCAAUACGUCAACAUCCAGGGUGUGUGAUAAGCUCUGCGACGACACCUACGCCCCAGUAUGUGGCAGCGACGGGGCCACCUACCAGAACCACUGCAAACUGCAAGCUGCCACCUGCUACUAUACUGGUCUUAUCAAGCACUAUGACGGCCGCUGCAAAGUCUGAUAGUCAGAAUUAAUCUUCCCAGUGAAAAAAAAUAUAUCAUCUCGGUACAGCAUCCGACCAACAUUCUACACAGCAUCCUGACUUGGUCUCAAAAUCCAGCACAUUAGGCAAUAUCUACCACAGGAAAUUCCCCAAAAUCAACUACAUCAACUCAUGAUGUAUACCGAGAGGUGUAUUUCCAUCACCGUAUAUAUGCUGAAGGAUUUUUUUUUAUUGUAGGAAUAAAGGAUUCUUGUCUGGUGGUGAAAAGGUGACAUAGUAUUAGUGCCCCUUAUUUAGGCGAUAGGUUUCAAAAAACCCAUUAACCAACCAUUUACAUCAUACACAUUUUCAGGGUGUAUUUCUCUCGAUGUAUGUGAAAACGGCAGUAUAUAUACACACCGUGGGCUAGACAUCUAAGUAUAUAUUCACAGCUUAAUUCCCAUUUUAGGGAUCAAUAGUUUUAGUGGAGGGACGCGGCCAUAAUGACCCUCAUCCCAAAACCAGUCAAGAAUGCUUCAGUCCCUAAAAUAAGGAUUAAUGAUUUCAGUGUGUGUACUUUGAGAGUCAUACACCUCUCGGUGUACAUAUCUUAUGUGGAAUUCAAAAUUAAGAGUUAAAUGUAGAAUCCAGAAUUCACGAAAUCGUAACGACACGAUUGUAAACAAACCAUACCACUGGUGGGGUUAGAACCCGCGAUCAGAGUCAUAAAACUCCAGACCGACACGUUAGCCACUGGGGCAGUUGGUUACAAUAUUGUGGCCAGCUGGUCCAGUGGCUAACGCGUCGGUUUGGAGUUUUAUGACUGAUCGCGGGUUCUAACCCCACCCGUGGUAUGGGUUGGUUAGAAUCCAGAAGUGCAAAAUAAUGAAAGAAUGGAAACACUAAGCGGGGAGAUCAAAUUUUUACUUGCAUAUGAGACUUAAUUAAAGCUUCUAGCACAUUUGUUUUGUUGUUAAAAAAAAAGUUUAAAAAUAAACAA